GUGUCAGAACAGAAUACAAUUCUGUACGGGCAUGAAGCUCUCAUUGCCAUUGCUUAUCCUGCUCUCUGCUCAGAAUUUUCUCUAACAAUGAUUAGUAGUAGGAGCCACGAGCUUCUUGAGCCCUGUGCUAUGUACUUUAUUUAACCUCAUUUAAUCCUGACAACCAUCCUAAUAUGGUUACUAUCAUAUCCCUUCUACAGGUGAAGAAAUGGAAACUUGGAGAAGUUAAGCAUGUAGCUCAAAGGCACACAGCUAUUCAGGGGAGACCUGGGUUGGACUCCAGAACCUGCACUAUUCCACUGGAGUGGAGGUGGAGCAGCUUAUGGUCUCUAACUGUGACUCCCCAGGGCCUGCCCCCUUCCAGAAUGGCUCCUCUGGGCAUGCUGUUCGGAUUGCUGAUGGGCUCUUGGUUUACCUUCUGCCUCAGCCAUCAGAACCCUAAGGAGUUUGCACUGACCAACCCAGAGAAGAGUACCACCAAAGAAACAGAGAGAAAAGCCAAAGCAAAGGAGGAGCUGGACACCGAGGUCCUGGAGGUGUUUCACCCGACCCAUGAGUGGCAGGCUCUUCAACCAGGUCAGGCCGUCCCUGCAGGAUCUCACGUGCGGCUGAAUCUCCAGACUGGGGCAAGAGAAGUGAAACUCCAAUAUGAGGACAAAUUCCGAAAUAAUUUGAAAAGGUCGAAAAAAGGCAAAAGGCUGGACAUCAACACUGAUGCCUACACAUCUGAAGACCUCAAGAGUGCGCUGGCAAAACUCAAGGAUGGGGCAGAGAUGGAGAGUUCAAAGGAAGACAAGGCAAGGCAGGCUGAGGUAAAGCGGCUGUUCCGUCCCAUUGAGGAAUUGAAGAAGGACUUCGCUGAGCUGAAUGUCGUCAUUGAAACUGACAUGCAGAUCAUGGUACGGCUGAUCAACAAAUUCAAUAGUUCCAGUUCCAGCCUGGAAGAGAAGAUUGCUGCACUCUUUGAUCUAGAAUAUUACGUCCAUCAGAUGGAUAAUGCUCAGGACCUGUUUUCCUUUGGGGGCCUUCAAGUGGUGAUCAAUGGGCUGAACAGCACAGAGCCCCUGGUGAAGGAGUACGCUGCAUUUGUGCUUGGGGCUGCCUUUUCCAGCAACCCAAGGGUCCAAGUGGAGGCCAUUGAGGGAGGAGCCCUGCAAAAGCUGCUGGUCAUCUUGGCCACUGAACAGCCUCUCGCCACAAAGAAGAAGGUCCUGUUUGCACUGUGCUCCUUGCUGCGACACUUCCCCUAUGCCCAGCAGCAGUUUCUAAAGCUGGGGGGGCUGCAGGUCCUGAGGAGCCUGGUGCAGGAGAAGGGCAUGGAGGUUCUGGCCGUGCGUGUGGUCACUCUGCUUUACGACCUGGUCACUGAGAAGGAUCACUUUAUUGCAGUGUUGUGAAUACAGUAUACAGAGACAAGGAUGGAAACAGGGAGAUCAGUGAGUAGUCUAUUACAGAAUCCAGGUGAGAGUUGAUGUGGCUUGAACCGGGGUGACAAUAGAGGAGGUGUUGAGAAGUGGUGAGAUUUCAGAUAUGUUUUAAAGGUAGAGCUGCAAGGAUUUGCUGACUGAUUGGAUGUGGGUUGUGAGAAAACAAGAGCCAAGGAUGAAGCCUUACUUCAGGGCUUGCGCAAAUGGUGUGUGGGCAAGAGAGAGGGAAGAGUAGGAACAAAGAUCAGGGCUUUGAUGGGUAUUUGUUUUGGGCAUGUUUAUACUGAGAUGCUAACUGGACAUUCAACAGAGAUGUUGAAUAGGCAGCUGAGAUAGAGUCUGGAACCUAGAGAAGAGGGCACAUCUGAAGAGAGACUUGGAAGCAGGGUAUGCUGAAGCCAGCUCAUACCAGCUUGGAGCCGUGUGGAUAUUGGAAACACUGUGAGCUCAUUGUUACACAUGACUGGUAUUAAAAAUUAAAUUAUAUAAACUAUAUUAAAAAGAAAAGGUAAUUUUAAAAAAACUAGAAGAGCGAACUAAACCCAAAGACAGCAGAAGAAAAGGAAAUAAUAAAGAGCAAAAGCCAGUAAAACUGGAAACAGAAAAACUGAAGAGAAAAUCAAUGAAAUUAAAAGAUGGUUCUUUGAAAAAAGAGUGGACGCAAAUUACCAGUAUUAAUAAUGAAAGGGAUAUCACUACAGACCCAACAAGCAUUAAAAUGAUAAUAAGUAAAAACUACAUACAACUCUAUGUCCACAAAUUGGACAACUUAGAAGAAAUGAUGGAAAAAUUCCUUGAAAAACACUGUUAUUAGUCUUCUGUUACUGCUAUAACAAAUUACUGCAAACUUAGUGCCUUAAAACAACAAAAACAUAUUGUUUUAUAGUUCUGUGGGUCAUAAGUUUGACAUGGAUCUCAUAGGUUAAAAAAAUUGAUUUUUUUAUAAAGACAAGUUGAUUCUAGAAGUUAUAUGAAAAUGCAUAGGAACCAGAAUAGCUAAAGUGAUUUGAAAAAGGAAUGAACUUGAAGGAUUCAUACUAUCUGAUUUUAGGACUUACUAUAAAGCUAUAGUAAUCAAGACAGUGUGGCAUUGGUGAAAGGACAGAUACAUAGAUCAGUGAAUCACUAGAGAGAGCUAAAAAAUAGACCCACACAGAUACAGUUAAUUGAUUUUUGACAAAGAUGCAAAGUCACUGGAGAAAUGAUAGUCUUUUCAAUAAAUGGUGCUGGAACAUUAUUGGACAUGCACAUGCAAAAAAAAAGAACCUUAUACCUCACACCUUACACAAAAUUUAACUCAAAAUUGAUCACAGACCUAAAGAUAAAAUGUAAAUUUAUAGAACUUUUAGGAGAAAAAUCUUUGUGGCUUUGAGUUAGGCAAAGAGUUCUUAGAUCUAACACCAAAAACACAAUCCAUAAAAUAAAAAAUUGAUAAAUUAGACUUAAUCAAAAUUAAAAGCUUUUGCUCUGAAAGACAUUUUUAAGAAAAUGAAGAGACAAGCCACAGACAGGGAGAAAAUAUUUGCAAAUCACACACCUGACAAAGGAGUUGUAUCCAGAAUAUAUAAAGAACUCUGAAAGCUCAUCAAUAAAACAACCCAAUUAAAGAAAAAAUGGGCAAAAGAUUUGAAAAAACUUCACCUAAGAAGAUACACAGAUGGCAGAUAAACACAGGAAAGAUGCUUAAUGUCAUUACUUAUUAGGGAAAUACAAAUUAAAGUCCCUACUACAUACCUAUUAGCAUGCCUAAAAAAACAAACAAAAAAAAAACCUGGCAGUAGGAUGUGCUGGUAACGAUGUGAAGCAACUGGAACCUUCAUGUAUUGCUGAUGGGGUGCAUAAUGAUGCAGCCACCUAUGGAAAACAGUUUGGUUGUUUCUUAUAAAGUCGAAUAUAUACUGACCGUGUUAGGUGCUGUCGGGUCGAUUCUGACUCAUAGCCACCCUAUACGACAGAGUAGAACUGCCCCAUAGAGGUUCCAAGGAGCGACUAGUAAAUCUGAACUGCCAACCUUUUGGUUAGCGGCCGAGCUCUUAACCACUACGCCACCAGGGCUCCAUACUGACCAUACAACAUAGCAAUCUCACUUGUAGGUAUUUACCCACAGUCAGUGAAAACCUGUACACAAAUGCUUAUACCAACUUCCAUAAUUGCCCCAAACCAGAAACAACUAAAAUGUUUAACUGGGGAAUGAAUAAACAAACUAGGGUAUGUCCACGCAAUGGAUCACUACUCAGCAAUAACAAGGAACGAACACAACGUGGUUGACUAUCAAAUGCAUUAUGUGGAAUGAGAGAAGCUAGACGCAAAAGGGUAUAUGCGGCAUGAUUUCAUUUAUAUGACAUUCUGGAAGGGACACCACUAUACAGAGGGUGUUGCCAGGAGUUAAGUAUAGGGGAGGGGCUGCUACAAUGGAGGAGCACGGAAUCUUUUGCGGGGGGGGGGCGGUGAUAGAGCUGUAUCUUGACUGGGUGGUGGUUACACAACUAUGCAUUUGUAAAAACUCAGAAUUCUUAAGCAAAACAAGCGUAUUUUACUGUACAGAAAUUUAAAAGUAAUACUCAAAACUUAUCCUUUUGUAAUUAUUUUAUUACAGUUUACAAUUUUCUAUGCUCUUGAAGUUUUUUAGGUGUUGUAUCUGUAGCUUGGAAAUACGACAUAGCGGCUCCUUGCUUCUCUUCCCAAGGACUUCCUGUUGGUCGCUUGAAAUCUGCUAUGGUUGGAGUGUUUACACUGUGGAAAUUGGGAAAUGCUACAAAACAGGGCUGGAUUUAUUAUUCUGUUGAUUGUCUAGACUGAAGAAAAUGUUAAUAAUGCUGAUUAAACUUACAAGUGUGCUUUGUCUGUUGUGGUUAUAUUAUGCAGAACACAAAAGGUUGAGAUUGUCUUUCAGUAUUUAGCAAGUAUUAUCUGACUCAGCAAAGAAGUGACCUACUGACAGGUGAAAUUCCAACAUAGGCUUUUGUUGUUUAAUCUUACUCCUUAAGGUAAACCAGCACACUCAUGUCAGAACUACUCUCAACCAUAGGGUGGCUACGGAUUCAAGAGUUCAGCAAAAAUCAAGAGACAGCAUUCUGUAAGAAUAAAUUGGCUAUAUGGAAUUUAUAGUAAAAAAGUAUUGUGUAUUUAUUACUGUAUUUGUAAACUAUGUGCUACAGUUCCCUUAGAGCAGUAAAACUAAAUGCGUGUGUGUGUGCGUGUGUGUGUGUGUGUGUGUGUGUUCCCCUCAUGUCCCUACCCCAGAUAACUAGUUGUUAGAAAUUCACCAGCACACCACUGCCUGGGAGGCUGAUGUGGAGGGUGCAGGCAGAGAUCUGAGCCCUGGACCCCCUCGACACUAGAGGUCAAGAGGAGAAUGACCUGGUAAAGGUGCUGAGGAGCAGAGAUCUGAAGGGUGUGGAACCAUGGACAUCUAGAGAAGGUGUGAGGAUGAGGAGGGCGUGGCCACUGGCCUCACGUGCUGCUAAGAGGUAAGAGAGAAGAACGGAGUGGUGUGAGCUGAGUGGAGCUGGGAAGUGGAGACAGUGAGUGUGAAAACUCAUCUGAGGAGUUUUGUAUGAGGGGAGGAGAGAGAUGGAUUCAAGGGAUGCUUUUUUGGAUUGUCUUUUAUUUAACUAUGGGAGAUAUCAGAGCAUGUCUUUUGUGUGCUGAUGAGGGAAAAUUUGAUGAGGCAAGGAAAACAGUUAUGGUGGCAAGUCCUUGAGUGACCGGGGCCCAGUCAUAGCCAAGGGUGGCCUCAGCCAGGUGCCUGGAGAGUGCUGGGGAACAGAUGCAGGGAAGGGGCAGAUGUGGUGGGAGCAUGGGGGAGCUUCUGGGGGAAGGUUGGGGAGCAUAGACGGAUGGUCAGAACCUCUGGGGGCUUUGUAGGGCCUGGAGCUUGAAGCUGGGUGGGAGGCUGAGCCACUUGCCAGCUGCCUCUUUGGUAAGGGGCUUCAACUCUGAGUGUUUUCUCAGCUGUAAGAUAGCAUUGAUGCCUCCUGCGUUGGUUUUAAAGUGAAGUGGGAAGAUGCAAUAAAGGCCUUCCACAGGCUCUGGGAGGUCCCAGAACAUAGCUGCUCCUUCCAUCUUCAGUGGGUGUGACCCUAGCCUGGGUGGAGGGUGCAAGAUGUUGGGCAGGGCAGCUGUGAGGAGAGGUGAGUUGGGGCCUUUGAGAUGUAUGUCCAAGGGCCACGGGGAGCCCCUGCAGGGUGGCUAGCAGGUCAAGGCCAAGGGUAGAGCAUACUUGGGAUACAGUGAGGGCUGGGGGAAAGCUGGACUGUUGCAGUUGCUGAGUGCAGGUAGAGCUGUGUGCAGGUAGAGCUGUGUGCGAGUAGAAGGUGACAGGCUGGUGAUGUGUCAUGGGGUGGAGGGAGCUGGGACUAUUGGCUUCCCUACCACAAGGGGCACGUCUGUCCUGGCUGAGAAGCAACGAUCCUCAGGAUGCAGAGAGGAGGCAACCACCUCACCUGCAGGGUGGCAGGAGAGCGCACACCUGAGGGCCUUCAGACCAGGUCUGCAUGUAGGGGGAGUCAGGUCUCCCUCUUCUGCUCAGCCCAGGCUGGGCCACUUUUAGAUCAUGGUCUCUAAGGAGGAUGGGAAGGAGAUUUCUGGACAGGCCUCUGGAGCCACCUCAGCUGCAUGUCUUUUGUCUUCUAGUAAUUUUUAUAGAUUGGUUUAAAUAAAUAUAUGGUUCAUAUAGUUCAAGUGUUGGUCAAGCACGUGCUCGGACCUUCGCUGGAUGAUGGGGUAAGACCAGCGCUGUUCCCUGAAGGAACCUGGAGUCAGUCUGGGUGUCGUGGUGCUGUCACCGCAUGUGCUGAGGUGGCGGCGGAGGUAAGCGACAUCCUCACUGAGGCCUGGGGAGCAAGGGAGGGGUGUGGGCUGUUUCCUAGUGUGGUACAAGGGGUGAUCUUAGGUGGUAUGUGAGUGAAAUUUAUGGUGAUGACUGGCAGAGGCAGGUGACUGAAGCAGGGGAGAGCAGGCAGUGAUGGCUUAAGAUGGCCAGACACUGAGUCGUCACAUGGCACGUGCAGUGGGUAGCCCCCUGAAGGCGUCAUGCAGAGGCUGACUUGGCGAGAUGUGUUUUAGAUUCUUUUGCUACUGGUGGAUAUGGAUAAUGGAGUCUGGGGCUGAGGUAGGGGGCUGAUUUAGGAGGCUUUGCAGUAAGUAACCCAGAUGCAGAGGUAGGAACUUGGCCUCUGCUUCAGGGAAGCAGAUGGAUAGGGGAUCUGGGGGGUAAACUAGAUAGAGACUGGGGACUGCUGGGGUGUGGGCUCUGGGACAGCCAGGCGAGGCGGUUGGCAACAGAAUAUCUGGAGGGUGGUUUUAGAGUCUGAUAAACUGAUGACCACAAAAGCAAUGCAUGUCCUGGGUCAGCAUGGGGCAGGGGCCAAGUAAAGGGAGGCCAGAACCUUCUGAACCCAGCCCCACUAGGGAAGGCAGCUAGAGAUCCCAGGGGUAGCAAAUAUCUACUGAGUGUCUUCUACGUGCCAGGCAGUGUACUGGAGAUUGAGUACUGAGCAAAAGAAAGAUCUCCACCCAUGUGGAGCUUACAUUUUUGCCAAGGCGAGAGAGAACUGAAAUAAAUGGGUAAGCAAGGCACUCAGUGCUACAAGGAUAAGGCAGGGUAAGGAUUUAGAGAAUGACCAUGGUCGGAAUGUUUUUCUGGUAAGGUGACUUUUGAUGGGACACUUGAAGACAGUCCUAAAGAAAGCAGAUAUCUCUGCCAAUAAGUGGAUUCUAGGCUGAGGCGGGAGCGUGCUUUGCUUGGUACGUUUGAAGAAUUUGAGGGAGACCAGGCUAAGAAGCAGAAUGACAAAGAAUAGCAAGAGAACAGGUCAGAGUGGGGCAAGAGGCCACACUUGUGACUUAGAACUUUGGCUUUUACCAAGGGAGACAGAAACUGCUGGAAGCUUUGGGCUAAGGCAGUGACAUGAUCUGACUUUUGUAUUCUAGGGCUAUUCUCACUGCUUUGUGGAGUAGAUGUGGGAGUUUGGGGCAGAGGUCAGGAAGCAAGGAAGUUGCAGGCAAGACUAGCGGGGAGGCAACAGUCUAGCCACAGAUGACUGGCAUUGGCACCCCUUGUCCCCUCACACUGCACAAGGGUGAGUCUGUGACCAACAGAACACAGCAGAAGUGAUGACAUAUCCCUUCUGAGAUCAGCUUGUAAAAAGGCACUGCAGUUGUUGUUCUGGUAGACAAGUCCCUCUGGAGGAAGCCAGCUACCAUGUGUCAGCUGUUCUGUGGAAAGGCCCAUGUGGCCAGGGAUAGCCUCUGCCAGCAGCCAUAGGAGCAAGUUGGGAACCAGAUCCUCCAGCCCAUCAAGCCUUCUAAGAGUGCAGCUUCAUGAGAAACCAAGUCUGAACCACCCAGCAAAGCUGCUUCUAGAUUCUCCACCUUCAGAAACUGUGAGGUAGAGCAAUUUGUUACACAGUAACGGGCAAGUAAUACAAUGAUGAUGGCUGAGACCAGGUAAUAAGUAAACAAGUAAGAAGCUGGCUCCUGGAUAUAUUCUAGAGUUUGAUUUGUAGGCAUCAGGCCUGAGAAGUGAGGUGACGGGUAGUGCCAGUCUGCAAGGUGCGGAAGGCCACAAGGAGGAGGGCUCUGGGGUUAGAGGGCAGAGAUGGCAGCAUGAUUUGGAAAAGUCAAGUUUGAGAUGUUUAUUGGAACCCAAGUGCAGAGUCCAGGAGGCAGUUAUACAAGUUGAGUUCAGAGGCAAAAUCUGCAUGUGGAUGGUGUAAAGCCAGGAGUGUGGCUGAGAUAAGAAGAAGAGGUCCAGGUCUUGAGCCUGGGAACAGCUAGGAAAAGGAGAAGGAAUAUGGAGUAGUACCUACCAAAUAAGAGAAAAAAUCACAAGACGAGUGUGAUGUCCUGGUAAUCAAGUGAAGAGAGUUUCAGAAGGUGGGGAGUGUUCUCCUGAGAGGGUUGGUAAGAUGAAGAAAGAGCCAGUCUGUUUGGCCCUGUGGAGGUGGCCACCUUGACAAGAGGGACAGGGUGGAGUGGUCAAGAUGAGAGCUGACUGAAUGGUGCGCGGAAAUGGGAGUGAGGAAGGGAGUUUUGUUCAAGAUGGGAAUGUUUGCUAGGAAGUGACACAGGUUAGGGAGAGUUUUUCUUUUUAAUGCAGCUAUGGCCUGGUCUGGUGGUAUGCCGAUGGGAGUGACUCAGGAGAGAGAGCGGCGAGGAGAAGCACAGAAGUCUCCAAUGUUUCGACCUGAACUACUAGAAGAAUGGACAUGCAUAUCCCUGAGUUGAAGUACAGUCUACCUCGCUGGGCAACACAGUCCUGGGGGAAGAAGACACCCUGGAGGGCACACACUGUGGGCACAUCCAGGAAAGGUUUAAUAUAAAACUUAUGACUCUACUGGAAGGUUGAGAAAAGGACUUUGGCUUCUUAGAUUUGGUUUCAUAG
This is a messenger RNA of Loxodonta africana (African savanna elephant), 8814 nucleotides long. It is a transcript of the gene SIL1, whose product is annotated as SIL1 nucleotide exchange factor. The record is from RefSeq and is a predicted model, not a curated record. Bases 174 to 1397 code for a protein of 407 amino acids. NCBI's taxonomy places the organism in Eukaryota, Metazoa, Chordata, Mammalia, Proboscidea, Elephantidae. The transcript is spliced from 10 exons.